AUACCAAUCAAAACAGGGCCUGCGCUUUCUCAUCCUGUAUACCAAAUUACCAGUUAUCGAUCAUAAAAAGCGCCAACUGAGAUCGGAGAAGAAGAAGAACGAGAUACCGGGAGAGUGUUCGGAAUCGUAAGAGUAAUGGAAAUCGGGAUACAGAGUCGAUUGGUGCAGAUGUGCAUAGAAGCUGCCUGUGAAAGCAGGGAGACCGUGGAGAAAUGGAGGAGGCAGCGAAGGACUCUCGAGCGCAUACCCUCGCCUCUUGCGGAUGCGCUCCUUCGACGGCUCCUCCAUCGUCGCCUCCUCUUUCCUUCCUUGCUUGAAGCUUUCAAAUAUACCGUGGAGAUGAUUGAUCUUGGAGGUGAGAACAAGGUGGAUGCAGAAUGGAUGGCAUAUUUGGGAGCAUUUCGUUACUUGAGCUACUUGAAUGUUGCAGAUUGCCAUAGAAUUACUAAUUCAGCCCUGUGGGCGCUCACUGGAAUGACCUGUUUAAGGGAGAUAGACAUUUCUAGAUGCAUGAAAGUCACUGAUGCUGGCAUCAAGCAUCUCCUCUCUAUUUCAACUUUGGAAAAGCUACGUAUUUCAGAAACAGGCUUGACUGCAGAUGGGGUUGCACUCCUUUCCUCGCUCAAGAACUUGUCUGUAUUGGACUUGGGUGGUUUACCUGUCACAGAUCUGGCAUUGAGUUCUCUGCAGGUGCUGACAAGGCUCCAGUACCUUGACCUUUGGGGAAGUAAAAUAUCUGACAAAGGGGCUUCUAUGUUUCGAACGUUCCCUAAAUUGAGUUUUCUCAAUUUAGCUUGGACCAGUGUGACCAAGGUGCCAAAUUUGUCGUCUCUUGAAUCUUUGAACUUGAGUAAUUGUACCAUUGACUCAUUACUUGAAGGGGAUGGUGAUAAAGCUCCUUUGGUGAAGCUUAUUCUCUCUGGAUCCACAUUCAUAAAUGAGGCCCAAGCAUUUUUAUACAUGGAAACAAGUUUUCUAUCCUUUCUGGAUUUAUCGAACUCAUCCCUUCAGAGAUACUUCUUUUUAUCUCAUAUGAAUUGUCUGACACAUUUGGACGUGAGCUCUAGCAUGAUGGGAGAUGAUUUGCUUGAACCUGUGGCAUGUAUUGGGGAAAAUUUGAGAAGUUUAAAUCUCAGGAAAACAAAGGUCAGUUCUGCUGGAGUGGGGAUAUUAGCAGGAAAUGUUCCUAAUCUUGAAAUUAUAUCAUUAUCUCACACGCUUAUAGAUGAUGUUGCCAUUUCAUAUAUCAGCCUGAUGCCUUCAGUAAAGGUUAUUGACUUGAGUCAUACAAACAUCAAAGGUUUCGUUCAUCAGGGAGGCUCUGAGCCAGAUUCAUCGCUACUGGCACUGCAAAGUCUUAACCAUUUGGAAUGUUUGAAUCUGGAGCAAACCCAAGUCAGAGAUUCCGCUCUAUGCUUUUUAUCAAGCUUUCGAGAGUUGAGCCAAUUAUCUCUAAGAAGUGCUUCCCUUACCGAUGAUUCGUUGCAUCAUUUGUCAUCUCUAGCAAAGCUGAUAAAACUUUGCAUUCGUGACGCCGUGUUGACAAAUUGUGGGUUAGAUUCCUUCAAACCUCCAGGAACACUGAAAAUAUUGGACCUGCGAGGUUGUUGGCUGUUAACUGAGGACGCUCUCUUUUCAUUUCAUAAAACUAAUCCUUUAAUUGAUGUAUGGCAUGAAGUUGUCCGGUUCUCUCCAUCAAACCAAAACCCAUCUCCUUCACGGAAAUCUUCGAGGAGUUCUCAAGUAAAACAGAACCAGGGAAACUUGUCUGUGUCUCAAUUUUUUGUCGAUCAAAGACUGAAAUAUAGUAGAGAGGAGCUGCUUGCGCUUCAGUACUCAUCAUUAUCUAUUGUACGCUCUCAUACUUGAGGUUUGGUAACACUGAAAGAAACAAGCUGAGGAGGACUAGCCACUCUUUCCAUGUGGUAUUCAGUUGUGAUCGUGUCUCGAAUUGUCGUCAUUAUUUGUAAUAAUGGCUGAGAGUCGUUUAUUGUUUUUUAAUUUGCUUUUUGAAUGAUGAUUUAAUUUUGGGAAAUGAAUGGAGGGCGAUGAGAAUCUCCGCUGAUGUUGCAUUUGGAUGGAAAA
This is a messenger RNA of Tripterygium wilfordii, 2085 nucleotides long. RefSeq names its product toll-like receptor 3. Lineage: Eukaryota; Viridiplantae; Streptophyta; Magnoliopsida; Celastrales; Celastraceae. The record is from RefSeq and is a predicted model, not a curated record. The coding region runs from base 136 to 1869 and encodes 577 amino acids. The transcript is spliced from 6 exons.